Messenger RNA from Scutellospora calospora, 1278 nucleotides. The record is from the annotation of a GenBank genome assembly. Lineage: Eukaryota; Fungi; Glomeromycota; Glomeromycetes; Diversisporales; Gigasporaceae.
AUGAAUGUGAACGAUUCAAAUAUAGGGAAUGCUGAAAACUAUUCAAACAUAGGGAAUGUGGAGAAGGCAACGAACCACACAAUUAUAAAUAAAGCAGAUUUGAAAUAUUUAGAAUUUGAAGCAUUAUAUAAUGCAUAUAUUAGGAAACAUAAUAAUAUAGUAGCAAAAUUAUUAGAUCCAUUUGUUCAAUAUAAUUUAUCAGAGCUUCCAAAAGUUGUCGUUGUUCAACCAGACAUGAAAACUGGAUACGGAAAUCGCCUACCUGGAAUAGUUUGUGGUUUUUUAUAUUCUUUACUUUCAGAUAGGCUAUUUUUUAUUGAUGGAUAUAAAAAUUUCGAAACUUAUUAUGAAAAGGAUUUCAAUCAUGAUUGGCAAAUUGUUGCAAACUUAUAUGAAAAUAGUACUUAUAGAUAUAUACACAAUACCAAUUCGUAUAAUGACUUUCGGUUGGUGACAAGAGGAAACUUUAAUAAUGAGGAAAUAAAUUUGCAAAAAAUUUUAUAUAUCCACACAUGGGAUUAUAUAUGUGCACCUAUAACUUCAAAUCCUCAUUAUAAAGAAUGGUUUGAUAAAAUAAUACCUGAUUACAGAGUUUUUAAGACAAUUAGCCUAAAAUUAUUAAGGGUACACCCAAAUAUUAGGAAACAAAUAGAUACUUUUGCGGACAAAAAUUUCAACGAAUACAACAUAGGAAUUCAUUUAAGGGAGAUAAAGUCAUUGGCUAAUUCGAUUCAACCUAUAGAACAUUACAGUCAAGCAGUAAAAAUGUUGUUAUUAGGAAGGAAAAAAACGAAUAUAUCAAUUUUUGUGGCAGCAGAUAAUAAUAUUGGUCGCAAACAAAUAGUAAAAUCACUUCGUAAAGAAUUUAAUUCUAAUAGUGAUAAUUCCAUUAAGAUAAUUUAUACGAAAGACAAUAUGAAUUUAGCAAAUCCUGUUAGUCGGAACCCUGGUUCAGAAGUAGGCGCUCUUAUCGAUAUGCAAUUACUUAGUUUAUGUGAUGACCUGGUGAUUACGUAUGGCUCUUCGUUUGGUUUUAUUGCAGCAGGAUGGUCGAAUAAAACAUCACAUCAUAGAGGUCCAUUUGUCAUAAUGCCAAUAACAGAUUCGAGAGAUGAUUUAUGGAUUUUAGAUAAAGUUUGGGUAUGGGGAGCUGUAUCAAAUGAACCGUGUAUGUACUCUAGCAAAUUGCUGAUUAUUAAUGAAGAUGAAGAAACUGUUGAAAUUUUUAAAACCAAUCCUUUAUGGAUGCAUUAUAGUCAAUGCCAUUGGCCGAUCUAA